CAGUUCCGAAAUGUUGCCGACUGGCUGAAGUUUCAAAAUGGCGGAAGAAGCCGGUGCUGUUGGAGAAACGUGGAUUCCUGCUUCAAGAAGACCUGAUGGUACAUGGCGCAAGGCUCGCAGAGUGAAGGAAGGUUAUGUGCCACCGGAUGAAGUGGCAAAAUACGAAAGUAAAGGAAAGCAGUGGGUAGAUAGUAUUCCAAAAUUGCCACCGGGUGUACAUGAGGAAGAAAGCAAACAGCUUUCAAAGAAUCAGAAAAAGAGAAAGAACAAGAAGAAAGAUGGAAACGAUAGUCAAAGAUGCGAAGUCGCAGAAGUUACAGAGAAAAUGCAAAGCACCAAAGUUUCUAGUGUUGCGACUGCAGGGGGGACAGUGUACACAAGUAACCCCGACGAUUUAAAAGUAAAACGUGUUAAGAAUCUCAGGAAGAAAUUACGACAAAUCCAAGACUUACAAGCUAAAAUUGACUGUGGAGAGUUAGUGAAUCCAGAAGCUACACAGGUAGAAAAGUUAUCGAGGAGGGAAGAGAUAGAAAAGGAACUUGAAGAAUUGGAGGCGGAAGUAUGAAACCUGAUAUGAAAUAUAAUAGGCUAAAUUUCUCAGUACCACAACCACAAGUCAACCUACUAACAUCAGUGGAUUAAGUAGUGAGUGGACUGUAGUACUGUGACAGAGUUCAGUCACAGGGGCCCUCUUGUUUAAAUUUGAUAACCUUAACUGUUUAUGAUGUCUUUUGUCCAUUUUGUGAGGUUUGGAGCCAAAAAACUGUGGGAUCGGAAAUGGCUGAGAAAAAUUGCAGGGGAAAUCAGAGUUUCUUUUCCAAGUAGCCUGUAUUACUGUCUGCUUUUAAGCUUAAAAGCAGUCCAAUUGCUUUAACACAAGCCAGUGGCUGAUCUCUGAAACACAGAAUCUCAAGCCUGUGUAGCAAGCAUUCCUUACCAGUCUGAAGGAAAGGGUGAACAAGCAGUCUGGUCAAUCAAAGAUUGGGGCAAGAGCAAAAAAAUCGACAGUCUGCUUCAUCAAAGUUUUUGCUCUCGCUACAAUUUUCGUGUGGCCAGAAAUAUGUGGAAAAAGCUCUUAGUUCCUUCAGAAUAUAAAUAUCAACGGAAGGACUGAUUUGUUUAUGGUUAAAUGGUUAACACACUUGGCUAGAUCAGGUGAAAACUGUAAGCAAAGUGUCUUGCUCAAGAACACAGUGCACUUCCCCUGUAACUGGUGGACAAAACAGUAACUUAGUGUAUGCAGCCAGUGAAGAGCAAAGACAUUUAAUACAGUAAGGGAUGAACCAUUUUAUCUUUGAGGGUGCCUCAGGCAAUUUUAUGAUCAUAAAUUUUAUAGGACUAGGUCAUGCAAGAAUUUGUUUUUCGAUAUGCCUGUGUCUUGUGGGACCCUCUUGUGUAUAGGAAUAUUUUUUGAUAAUCAAUACCAUCAUUAAGAACUAUGUGCCAUCCCUCAGUUUGCAAGGAGUGCAGGCAUUAUUAUUCUCAUAAUAUUGGCCUCUUUAUGCUUCCUUUCAAAAUUGAGGUUUUUUCACCUUGCACACCAAGGUUACUAUGCCACAGGGACGUGGAAUGGUCAAACAUUGUACAACAGAAUUUGCCUCUAAGCCUAAGAAUCACUGGACCCAUCACUUGCUCACUGUAACAAACAUAAGUGCAAUUGCUUAUAAGUAAUUUUAUUAUCAAAUAAAAAUGAAGCAAACUAGAUAAUUCAGUCACCUACUUUGAGACAAAACUCCUGUCUAUUGUGUUUGUAAAGUGAGAGCAUUGCCCUCCUAACAUUCUUUAGAGCAAAAUGGCCGACUGUCCCAACUAAUACCUCACCCCAAACUUUAAAGGCUGAUAAUAACACAAUCUCACCUGACUCAGAGGAUAGUGGCUGUUGUCGAGAAGGGACAACUGUGAGGAAGUAUUCGUAUGGGUGUAAUAUGACACCUGUUUUUGGGACGUGCAACAUUUUUAUUUGUAAAAGAUACCUAUUGUAGCAAAUAAAAACUUAACGCAAUCAAAAUAUAUCAACAAAACAGAAACCAACAAAUAGAGACUAACAACACUUAAUACAGAUAAAUUGUGGGU
Messenger RNA from Orbicella faveolata, 2073 nucleotides. Its product is annotated as partner of Y14 and mago-like. The record is from RefSeq and is a predicted model, not a curated record. Gene Ontology annotation, cellular component: cytoplasm; exon-exon junction complex. Lineage: Eukaryota; Metazoa; Cnidaria; Anthozoa; Scleractinia; Merulinidae. Gene Ontology annotation, biological process: exon-exon junction complex disassembly. Gene Ontology annotation, molecular function: RNA binding.